GCUUGCUUGCGUGUUUGGGCACAACACACAUCAAUCAACACGAGUGUCGUGGUGGUGGGUCAGCACCUAUCAUGAUGUGGCGUGCCAGGUGUCUGUGUUGUUGUCGUUGGUGUGGUGGUGGUGGUGGGGGUGGCAGCACCUUGGCUCGUCGUUGGUUGGCGUCGGCCGGCAUCUUCUCGCUGGUGUUGCUCGUGUUAUCCACGACGACCAUCACGCUCAGCUCCGCACACGCACAACAACAUGAGCCAACACAAGAACAGUUGCGGUCGAUGCGGAUUGCAGUGACCACUGUGGCAAUGCCACCGCUGGAUACACCACGUGACACGCUUGCAACAACAAGAGAACAGCCGCCUCAGGCCCAGCCAUCCUCCUCAUCACACAGCAACAACAGCAGCAGCAACAGAAACAACAACGACGACGAUGCGGCUGUGCUCAAGUACGCGUGGCCCGCAUGCGUGCUGUUCCAAAGCUUCCACCGCAACACCAACUUCCACAACGUCGAUUAUCUUCUCAUCACCCGCAACCCUGGCCCGCAGACGCUCGCCCUUGCGGCUGCAUGCAACAUCACCAUCCGCCACCGCCGCCCAGCCAUUCCGCUCGAGGCCGUCCAGGACCCAGAGUACAAGCGCCUCGUCCAGCCUGGUGGCCAAUAUGCCGGCAUCGGCCUGAUGGACUUUGACUUUCUGUGGCCCUGGUCAUUUGAGGAAUACGAUCGCGUGCUCAUCUUGGACGUGGACAUGCUCGUCAUGAACAACAUCGACCACCUGUUCGUGUUGCCGUCCCACCUCCUCUUCACCAACGGCAUGUUCAGCAGCGUCAACGGCGGCUUCCAGCUCAUCCAGCCCAGCAUGAGCAUCUUCAAGCAGAUGCAGGCGCUCAUCACCGCGCCCCGCGCUUUCCGCCCCGAAACAGGCUGGUACCGUACGGGGCUCCAGCAUGGUCGCACCCACGGCGCUGCCACGCUCCAGGGCUUUCUCACCUACUUCGUCCGUCACGUGUUCCGCGACAAGGCACAAGAGCUUCCUCGCGCCCUCUACAACUGCCAGUUUGAUGCUGAGAUUGAGGCGCUGGCGUUGCUGUGCGACCACAUCUACCUUGCCCACUUCACAGCCUGCCCAAAGCCAAUGCAGGUCUCAGCAAGCACCUUCAUCCAACAAGCCACGGCGCACACGCACCACCUCUGCGCAUGUGCGUUUUUCUACUACAAGACGUUCCAGAUUCACCUCAUCCGCACGCUUCUACCGGACGAUCUUGCUGCUCUCUUACGAAACACCAUCCCAAGAUAACGUUGGGAGGUUGGGAGUGUUGUAUACGUGUUAUUUGUGAGCGCACGUGUGUGUGCAUGUGUGCGUCCGUCCGCGGUUCUGUAUCCGCGUCCCUGUGCUUCCGUGUGCCGAUGUCUGCGACUACUUCCUCGCAUCUUGGUGUCUCCAUGCACACGUCCCUUUGUACCCAUGCCUGCUGGGAUCUAUGAUGCGCCAAAUUCUUGAAUUGCUUCCCAUAAACGACUGUAUGUGCUGCAUAAAACAUAAAACACGU
Molecule: messenger RNA, 1539 nt
Organism: Salpingoeca rosetta
Lineage: Eukaryota; Choanoflagellata; Craspedida; Salpingoecidae
Exons: 1
Coding region: 72-1286 (404 amino acids)
Molecular function (GO): glycosyltransferase activity
Source: RefSeq, a predicted model, not a curated record